Molecule: messenger RNA, 807 nt
Organism: Salpingoeca rosetta
Lineage: Eukaryota; Choanoflagellata; Craspedida; Salpingoecidae
Exons: 3
Coding region: 1-807 (268 amino acids)
Molecular function (GO): intramolecular lyase activity
Source: RefSeq, a predicted model, not a curated record
AUGGGCUGCGGCUGUGCAGCUGCGGCUUCCUUCGUGAGCAAGAGCGAUAAGAGCAGCCAAAGCGAGGUGUCUGUGACCGCUGCUUCGGCGAUCACAUCGCGGCAGCAGCAGCGACAGCCUCAACGCCACGUGGUUGCUGCGCGUGUGGACGAGAAAGGCUUUGCCGAUGCACAGACCCAGGACAGUGACACGCUGGUGGUGGAUCCCAACUCCCGGCUUGUGCACCCACGCACCGUGACUGUGAACGAGAAGCACACGCUUGUGGCUGCUGGCACGCGCAUGGUCACCUUCCUUCGGUACUACGUCUAUUCUGCAGCCAUCUACCUGCCCACAGAUCACGCCGCGCGCAUCCGCUCCAUGGCUCGCGUUGCCGCCGCUGCGCAGCUGCCCCACGACCAGACCGAGGAGCGUGCCGCCGUUGUCGCGUCGAUCCAGGACAUUCACAUGCCCAAGGUCAUCCGUGUCGCCCCUUACAGAAAAGCAGCGUUCUCGCAUUUGCGCGAUGGGUUCGGGCGGGCGCUGGACGCGCGUGCGAGGGCCAUUGUCAAGGACGCACCCGAGAAGCAGGCGCAGCUGCAAGAAGAGAUCAGCACCUUCAAGCAACUCUUCCCACGCGGCGACCUGCAACUCGGCGAAGAGCUGCUCAUGGUCUUCAGAGGCGACCGCGUCACUCUCCAGCACCAGGGCCGUGACCUCGGCAGCAUGCAUUCCACGUUUGUCGGCUCUGCCUUGAUUGAGGCAUAUCUUGGAAAGGAUUCUGUCAACCCAGCGCUUCGUGGCGACUUCUGGAACCGCUCCCAGCAGUAG